GUCAUUCAUUUUCGCCAUGUUGUGAGGUGUGCAGUCACACGUGCUUAGCUGCAAUAGAUCACCGUCUUGAUAUCUGUGUGGGAAAAUCACCUGGCGUUUUAGAACUGUCUGUUGAUUUUGCUUGAACUAUGUCAAUCUAUCACGACGAAGUUGAGAUCGAAGACUUCGAAUAUGACGAGGAAACAGACACCUAUUCCUACCCCUGCCCCUGUGGCGAUCGCUUCGAAAUAACCAAGGAAGAUCUGAUGAACGGUGAAGACGUUGCAACAUGUCCCAGCUGCUCCUUGCUCGUUAAAGUCAUUUAUAAUCCCGAGGACUUUCGACGCGAAGAGCAACCGCCGAAGGCCAAAACUUCACAGUUGGAGAUGGCUACAUAGCAGCAGGCUUGCUGCGCGAUAUAUUUAUUAUGACUAUGUUGUUAUAUUUUAUGUUGUUGGAGGAAAAGUAAAUGUCACGUAUUCCCCCCUCA
This is a messenger RNA of Ornithodoros turicata, 469 nucleotides long. It is a transcript of the gene Dph3, whose product is annotated as diphthamide biosynthesis protein 3-like. The transcript has 3 exons. The record is from RefSeq and is a predicted model, not a curated record. Lineage: Eukaryota; Metazoa; Arthropoda; Arachnida; Ixodida; Argasidae. The coding region runs from base 129 to 377 and encodes 82 amino acids.